CUCGCGUUUCCUUUCACAUUUCUUGCUGGAGCUCCCUACUUCUCUGUGAUCUCGGGAGGAACGCCGUUCUUUUUGACUUCUUCGCGCUGGAACGGCCUCGAUUUGAUGGAAAUCGGGAUCUUGGGCUUUAGGAGUCAGGACUGGGGGGGACUCCCGGUGAAUGCGGGUUUCUUGGCCGGAUUGAUUUUGGUUUGGUAGGAAUGAGGGUUUCUUGAUGUCUUUCUCUGGUCGAGUGCGCGGACGCUGUGGUUCUUGGCAUCGAUUCCCUGAGAUUGAAACAAACUAGCACUCUAGCAACUCAGCUGAUCUGAUAUAUUUAAGUCCACCAAAAGAUAAGUGACAACAACGGCAUUUGCUGCAUCAAUCUCCUGAAGGGCGCCGACUUUAAGAUUGUCUUGAGCUACAAAUGGCCAUCACAGGAACCAAGAAUCCAUUAUUAGGUGAAACCACAUGUGGUUCUUUGCUGCAGCAGUUGCAGUUAAUAUGGGAUGAGGUUGGUGAGAGCGACGAGGAACGUGACAAAAUGCUGCUUCAGCUAGAACAGGAGUGCCUGGAUGUUUACAAGAGGAAAGUUGAUCAGGCAUCAAAAUCAAGAGUUCUCCUUCUUCAGGCCUUGGCUGAUUCUAGAGUGGAGCUUGCUAGAUUUCUUUCUGUGCUUGGAGAAAACUCUUUCAUUGACAUACCCGAUAAAUCAUCUGGCACAAUCAAGGAGCAAUUAGCAACUAUAGCACCAGCACUGGAACAAUUACGCAAGCAGAAAGAGGAGAGAAUAAAGGAGUUUGCUGACGUGCUUUCACAAAUUCAUAAAAUACGGGGUGAAAUUACUGGAACUUUAAAAAUUGGUGAGCAGAAGGGGACAUCAGCAGUUGAUGAGGAGGAUUUGUCCCUGAAGAAGUUGGAUGAGUACCACUCUCAACUCCAAGAACUCCAGAAAGAAAAGAGUGAUAGGCUGCAUAAGGUUCUUGACUUUGUCAGCACAGUGCAUGAUCUUUGUGCUGUCCUAGGGAUGGAUUUCUUCAGUACUAUAACUGAGGUUCAUCCUAGCUUAAAUGAUUCUGUUGGCGUGCAGUCCAAGAGCAUUAGCAAUGAUACCUUAUCGAAGCUUUCUAAAAUGGUCAUGGCACUUGAAGAAGAUAAAAAAAUGAGACUGCAAAAGCUUCAAGAGCUAGCUGCUCGGUUGACUGAUCUUUGGAAUCUAAUGGAUACCCUUACGGAGGAGCGGAGUUUGUUCAAUCAUGUUACUUGUAAUAUCUCUGCAACAGUGGAUGAGGUCAUGGUUCCUGGAGCCCUUGCCCUUGAUCUGAUUGAGCAGGCUGAGGUUGAAGUUGAAAGGUUAGAUGAACUAAAGGCCAGCAAGAUGAAGGAAAUAGCUUUGAAGAAACGGACUGAGCUUGAAGACAUAUAUGCUCGUGCUCACAUUGAGAUAGAUUCUGCAGCCGCUCGAGAGAAAAUCAUGUCUCUAAUUGACUCUGAGAAUGUCGAGCCUUCAGAAUUACUAGCAGACAUGGAUAAUCAGAUAUUAAAAGCCAAAGAAGAGGCCCUAUGCAGAAAAGAAAUUUUGGAGAAGAUUGAGAAAUGGAUGUCAGCAUGUGAAGAAGAGAGCUGGCUUGAAGACUAUAAUCGGGAUGAAAACAGAUAUAAUGCGAGUAGAGGUGCACACUUAAACCUCAAGCGUGCGGAGAAAGCUCGUAUAUUGGUAAAUAAAAUUCCAGCUCUUGUCGAUACACUGACGGCCAAGACUCGGGCAUGGGAGGAGGAUCGGGGCACGUCGUUCGUGUAUGAUGGCGUUCCUCUUCUUGCAAUGCUGGAUGAGUAUACCAUGCUAAGGCAGGACAGAGAGGAAGAGAAGCGAAGACUAAGGGACCAGAAGCGGUUCCACGAGCAGCUGAACACGGAACAAGAAGCCUUGUUCGGCUCCAAGCCCAGCCCAGCCAGACCGCUCGGCCCAAAGAAGGUGGUGGGCCCUCGUGGCAAUGCUGGAGCAUCAAAUGGAACCCCUAGCAGGAGGCUUUCUCUCAGCACCCAUCACAGUAGCAGCAAUGGUGUUCGAUCUGCGAGCAGGGAUGGGAAGAGGGAAGCUAACCGGCCUUCUGCUCCAGUAAACUACGUAGCCAUUGCAAAAGAGGAUGCAACCCCUGCUGUGCCCGGCAGCUACCCAGCUCCUGCUUCUCCGUGACAUCAUGUGGAAACAUAUAUGGGAUAUUUUGUUGAGGCAAAAGGCGGCCGUUCUGUCAUUCACUUUGACCUGGGCGACUCCCAAACAAACGGUGUGUUUCACGACUCUUUAGCAGACUCGAGCAAGUGUAUUCCGUUGCUGUCUUCACGAGUUCUUGUAGCCAGAUUACCUCCACUAUGAAGUGGAACGGCCUGUAUAAUAAUAGCGUUGUGGUUCUCUGUUGACCGGGCAUUUGAUCGUGUAGUUUUCUGUUAAAACAAAAUACCCGAAGAUCGCUUUCCUUCGUGUCUGAAAACCAAGAUGAUGGUGGUCGUGAAUGACAAUCAACAUUGCAUGCUUGAGCUUCUGGAUUUUAA
Phoenix dactylifera (date palm) is the source of this 2532-nucleotide messenger RNA. Its product is annotated as 65-kDa microtubule-associated protein 1-like. Gene Ontology annotation, molecular function: microtubule binding. The record is from RefSeq and is a predicted model, not a curated record. Gene Ontology annotation, cellular component: spindle; cytoplasm. Gene Ontology annotation, biological process: cytokinesis by cell plate formation; microtubule cytoskeleton organization. NCBI's taxonomy places the organism in Eukaryota, Viridiplantae, Streptophyta, Magnoliopsida, Arecales, Arecaceae.